Molecule: messenger RNA, 699 nt
Organism: Pistacia vera
Lineage: Eukaryota; Viridiplantae; Streptophyta; Magnoliopsida; Sapindales; Anacardiaceae
Product: transcription factor MYB106-like
Exons: 3
Coding region: 1-699 (232 amino acids)
Source: RefSeq, a predicted model, not a curated record
AUGGAUAGUUCUGCAUGUUACGACAAGGCGGGUCUGAGGAAAGGGCCGUGGACAGCUGAAGAAGAUCAAAAACUCUUGGACUACAUUAAACAACAUGGCCAUGGAAUCUGGCCUUUGUUGCCUGCAAAAGCUGGACUCCAAAGAUGCGGGAAGAGCUGUAGAUUAAGGUGGAUUAAUUACCUAAGCCCCCAUAUGAAGAGAGGAAAGUUCAGCAUGCGGGAAGAACAGACCAUCAUUCAACUCCAUGCCCUUCUUGGAAACAAGUGGUCCGCCAUAGCAAGUCAGUUACCAAAACGAACUGACAAUCAAAUAAAAAACCACUGGAACACACAUCUUAAGAAGAGACUAACCAAGAUGGGAAUCGAUCCUGUGACCCAUAAGCCCAAAACCGACGCACUCGGUUCGGUCAUUGAUCAGUCCAAUAAGCACGCCUCGAACCUUGGCCACAUGGCUCAGUGGGAGAGUGCAAGGGUUGAAGCCGAAGCUCGAUUUGUCAGAGAGAUGAAAUCAGUGUCAAAGCCUCCAUUAGACUCUUCGCCAACUCAGCUAACGAACAAAAGCAGGGUUGGACAAGCUAGACAAGAGUGUCCUGAUGUCCUUAAAGCAUGGCAAGGAGUGGCUUCCGGCAUGUUUGGGAUAACUAAAGACAGCCUUGAGUCGCCAGCCUCAACAUUCACUAUCCAGGAAACAAGCCAAUAA